AUGGGUCUGCUGGAGCUCUCCCCGGUAGAGAGGGGCGUUGUUAGCAUCUUCGGAGUCUCCAGCCGGUUCUUUGUAGCCAUGAGCAGCAGAGGCAAGCUCUACGGCUCGCCCUUCUUCUCGGAUGAGUGCAUGUUCAAAGAGAUCUUGCUCCCCAAUAACUACAACGCCUACGAGUCCUUUAAGUCCCCCGGCCUGUUCAUCGCCCUGAGCAAGAACGGAGGGACCAAGAAGGGGAACCGGGUGUCACCGACCAUGAAGGUCACUCACUUCCUCCCCCGGCUGUGA
Echinops telfairi (small Madagascar hedgehog) is the source of this 285-nucleotide messenger RNA. RefSeq names its product fibroblast growth factor 4 (gene FGF4). The record is from RefSeq and is a predicted model, not a curated record. The transcript has 3 exons. The coding region runs from base 1 to 285 and encodes 94 amino acids. Gene Ontology annotation, molecular function: growth factor activity; fibroblast growth factor receptor binding. Gene Ontology annotation, biological process: positive regulation of gene expression; positive regulation of protein phosphorylation; fibroblast growth factor receptor signaling pathway. Lineage: Eukaryota; Metazoa; Chordata; Mammalia; Afrosoricida; Tenrecidae. Gene Ontology annotation, cellular component: cytoplasm.